Messenger RNA from Styela clava, 1886 nucleotides. RefSeq names its product RING-type E3 ubiquitin-protein ligase PPIL2-like. The record is from RefSeq and is a predicted model, not a curated record. Gene Ontology annotation, cellular component: catalytic step 2 spliceosome. NCBI's taxonomy places the organism in Eukaryota, Metazoa, Chordata, Ascidiacea, Stolidobranchia, Styelidae. Gene Ontology annotation, molecular function: ubiquitin protein ligase activity; peptidyl-prolyl cis-trans isomerase activity. Gene Ontology annotation, biological process: protein folding; protein polyubiquitination; protein peptidyl-prolyl isomerization.
GCUACUGCAAUUCCUGAAUUCGUCAAUUGGUUAGGAAGAAAGUCUUGUUGUAGCUUGUUUUAAACCAGUUGGAUUAGCUAAGUGCCGAGACUGCAAGAUGGGGAAGAGGCAACAUCAAUCAGAUAAGAUGUAUAUAACAGGCAAGGAAUGGUCUGCAUUUUAUGGUGGUCAUCGGAAGAAAAUAGAAAAUGCAGAUUUUCGCAGACUCCCAUUCUUUUGCUGCAGUUUGUCUAUGCAACCAUUCGAUACUCCAAUGUGUACCAAAGAUGGUCAUAUUUUCGAUCUUUUGAGCAUCAUCCCUUGGCUAAAGAAAUAUGGGACAAAUCCAAUCACAGGGAAGAAAAUGGACGCAAAAUCUCUUGUGAAACUUAAUUUUCAUAAAAAUGCGGAUGGAAAAUAUCACUGCCCAGUUUUGUUUAAGGUUUUCAACGAAAACACUCACAUUGUGGCUGUUUCAAAGACUGGAAACGUUUAUUCUUAUGAUGCAAUUGAACAACUGAACAUCAAACCUAAAAAUUGGAGAGAUUUGCUCACAGAUGAAAUAUUUGCGAGAAGUGAUUUGAUAACAAUACAGGAUCCAACAAACUUGGACAAAUUUAACCUACAAUCAUUUCAUCAUCUCAAACACAAUUUGAGACUUCCAGAAGCAGAUGCUAAUUUUCGAUCAAAGCCUGGAUAUUUUCUAAACAGCACAAAUGCAGAACUAGAGCAAACUAUGGAUGAAUUGAAUAAAUCUUAUAAGGGAGACGAAAUAUUAAAAGAAAAACCUGUUGCGAAAAAAUCUAAAGUGGAUAAAUUUAAUGCUGCUCAUUAUUCAACUGGAACUGUUUCUGCUUCAUUUACAUCUACAGCUGCAGUUCCACAACUUGAAACUGAAACCGCAGUGUUGGAUGAUGAUGUGGUUCGUUACGGAUUUGUAAAAACAAAAGGAUAUGUGAGAUUACAAACAAACUUCGGUAACCUGAAUGUUGAACUACACUGCGAUCAGACUCCUAAAACUUGCGAGAAUUUCAUGAAGCUAUGUCAAAAGGAUUAUUAUAACGGAACAAUAUUUCAUCGAUCAAUAAGGAAUUUCAUGAUUCAAGGGGGCGAUCCAACUGGCACUGGAACAGGUGGUGAAUCGUUUUGGGGAGGAACGUUUAAGGAUGAAUUUCGCCAACAACUCACACAUACUGGUCGUGGAGUAGUUAGUAUGGCAAACUCUGGAAAAGAUACUAAUAAAUCUCAAUUUUUUAUCACGUUUCGAUCAUGCGAACAUUUAAAUCGAAAGCACACAGUAUUUGGUCGAGUUGUUGGUGGACUUGAUACACUACAGAAAAUGGAGAACGUUGAGACUGAAAAAAAGACGGACAAACCUAAACAAGAAAUAAAACUCUUGCAAGCUGUUGUAUUUAUUGAUCCUUACGCAGAUGCAGAUGAAAAACUCGCAAAGUUGAGAGAAGACGAAGAAAAGAGAGUUCAAGCCGAAUUGGAAGAAAAGGUAGCGGAGAAAAAACCCAAACCAAUGAAAGUGUACAAAAAUGGAGUUGGAAAAUAUAUUAAAAAGCCUUCCAAUCAAGAUGACAAAUCAAAUACCAAUGCGAGUGCACAAAAGAAGAAAUUAUUGCCUGCUUCUGGUGUCCAAUUCAAAAAUUUCAGCAGUUGGUGAAGAUGACGUGUCAGCACUGAUCUAUUCGCUGUAACAUGGCUUCAAGAGAAUAGGUUUGGCGAUUGUCACAGACCAGGCGGGGACAAUUGUAUGUCUCGUUAGUGAACUCCAUUCCACUGCUGUACAGAUGAAACUCCACUUAUGUUUUCAUAGUCUUGCUUUUUUGUAAAUCUUUUAUAUGCUGUAGCCUUACGUCAUCUCGUGUUGUGUAAUAAAAGUAGGUUCAAUGGACUUCUUU